AUCCCAUUAGCGCAGCGCAAUGAGGCCCGCUCUCGAUUAAAGAAGCCAAAAGAAUUGAGUGUGGCACCGGAAAGGCGAGGCCUUUGCGCUUGCGCACCGUAGAAAUUGUUGCCGGCACCCCCACCACGGCCACUCGAGCAGCCGCCGAGCACCCAGCAAGAACCUCUCUAGGCUUUGACGUCCUCACUGCCACUUGAAAUAUCGGUGGGCACGACCACUCCAGUGUUCCACUGCUCCGUGCUGUGAUUUGGUGCGACUUGGUGGUGGCGGUGUGCGUCUUGGCUUCGGUUUCCUUUCUUGCUUCCUUGGAGGAUUUGGAACCGUUGGAAUUCAGGAGCUUGCUGGCCAUGGUCGAAGGGUUCGGGGAUGGAUUGAGGCUUGGGGGAAGAGGAGGGUAGCUUCCUCUUCUUCGGUGAUCGGGUCUGGGUUCGUGGGAUCGCGGGAGGAAGCAUGGCGGCGGGUGGGAAUUGUCACAGGGUCUGCUGAUCUUUGCAAUCGGUUCGGAAAGACCACUCUAUUCUGUGAUCGCAUUAUAAGUGAAGCCCUCUCUGAUGAAAAGCUGUAACCUUGGUUGUUUUCUUGAGUACUGGUCACCCAGAUGGUAGCAUAUUCUCUUCUGUGUGAUUGUGCUUGAUUGUGGAUUGAUGCUCCUGGUCACUUAAGUCCUCUGAUCAUCCAGAGAAUACCUUCUGGCAGCUGGCAUUUCCUCUAUUGGAAUUACCACCCUUCACAAGAAAGUCCUUGUUUUAGGGCAAAUCUCCUUUGGCAAACAUAGUUCAGAGUUCAUCACUUUGUCGGUUUAUCCUGAGCUGUUACUCUGAUUGAAUGAAAUAUCAGCAGCAAGAUACUUCUAAAUGACCCCCCUUAGAAAUCCCUCAUUUAGUUUGGCGGAAGUUUCAGAACGUUCCGUUCCCGUUCAGGUUUCCUCCGUCGUGUAUUAGCUGAUUUGCUGGGCAAAUCUCCUUUGGCAUUACUUACUGGUUCUUUUGGGCAAAUCUCCUUUGGCACUCCAGAUCUCUCUGUGGGCAAAUCUCCUUUGGCACUAGUUUUAGUUCUAGCUUUAGUUUCAGGCUGCUCUUUGGGCAAAUCUCCUUUGGCAAAAAUACUACCUUAUUUACUAUUUUGGGUAAGUCUCCUCCAGCUGUUAGUAGCAGCAGCUAUAUCAGGGUAAUUCUCCUUUGGCAUUAACAGUCAAGUGUGCUGGCUGUGUGAACACAACCUCUACCAAAAUAUCAAGAAGUACUUCUGGACGGUGGAAGGAAUACUUGGCCAGCUGCCUUGGUAUAUUGCCAUUCCAAACGUCAACUUGCAUAUUGUUGGUUGUUCUUGAGAUUACCACGUUAUCCAUACAGUACACAACUUAUUCUAAGAAGGACUUGCAAUCAUGGACUUGUUUGCAAUUGACUCGGAUAGUGAGUCAUAUAGUGGGACCAGUGACAGCGAAGACCAAGAAGAAUGUGAAUUUACGUACAGUGACCAUGCCCAAAAUAUCUUGUCCAGCCUGGACGAGAGCAUUGGCAAGAUCGAUAAUUUUCUGACUUUUGAAAGAGGGUUUCUGCAUGGGGACAUAGUCUGCCCUGUUUCUGAUCCCUCAGGUCAGCUUGGACGCGUUGUUGGUGUUGCAAUGUUUGUUGACUUGGAGACAAGCUCUGGUGACAUAAUUACAGAUGUAAACAGCAAGAAGCUAUCAAGAGUGAGAUCCUUCGUUUCUGGGGACUGCGUCGUUAUGGGACCAUGGAUUGGACGGGUGAUCAGAGCAUUUGACCUUGUUACUCUUUUGUUCAGUGAUGGGGCGAAGUGUGAAAUGCUGGUAAGGGAUUCUGAGGCACUGAAGCCCAUUCCUCCUAUUCUUUUUGAAGAUGCACCUUAUUUUUACUAUCCCGGUCAACGUGUGAGGAUUGUCCAACCCUCGAUUUUCGAGUCAGCAACAUGGUUGUGUGGAUCAUGGAGGGCCAAUAGAGAUGAUGGUGUUGUCUCUCAUGUAGAUGUUGGGCUGGUGCAUGUGAACUGGAUUACAUCUGUGACCAAUGUUUGGGGAGAUAAAUCAUCAAGUCCUGGAAACAUUCAGGAUCCAAAGAACCUCACUUUGCUGUCAUGCUUCCCUUAUGCUAAUUGGCAACUGGGUGAUUGGUGUGCUCUUACAUCUGAUGACCAUGGAUGUCUGUGGAUGGAUUCUGGGAAGUCUUGCAUUCUUAGUAAAGCCUGGAAGUGCGACUCUCAUGGGCACAUGCGUUUGGAAAAUUAUAGUUCAGGUUAUUCUCAAACAUAUAUUGUCUCCAAGACAAAGAGCACUGUUGAUGUUCUAUGGCAAAAUGGAAGCAUAUCUCUUGGUCUGGAACCCCAGACACUGGUUCCUGUGAGUACCCUUGGCGAUUAUGAUUUUUGGCCAGGGCAAUUUGUCCUGGAGAAACUGGCUGUUGAGGAUUCUGCAAGAUGUCAACGAACUGGGAUAGUGAGAGAUGUGGAUGCACUCGAGCGGACAGUAAAUGUAAAAUGGAUUAGUCCUGCAGGCAGUGACGCUGUCAGCUAUGGAAGAAGUGGCCCUACAGUGGAGACUGUGAGUGCUUACGAACUGGUAGAGCACCCAGAUUUCUCCUUCUGCACUGGUGAGGUUGUUAUCAGGUCAGCUGUGAACAUAGACAAGUCUGAAGCAGAUCUCACAAAUGGGUCAUUAGCAAGCAGGGAAUCAUUGGAUACCCACUCUGACUUCUUAUCAUGCAUCGGAAAUGUGCUUGGGUACAAGGAUGAUGGAAUCGAAGUCCAAUGGGCUAAUGGUGUGAUAUCCAAGGUGCAGCAUUUUGAAAUAAUUGGAUUGGAUAAGCUUCUUGAUAGUUCACUAGAAUCGAUGCAUGAGGAACAUGCUACCGGUGAUUCAGUAGACGUGGCUGAGCAGGAGGAAAUGCACCAUGAAAAUGCAAACAUUGCUCUGGAGUCUACUGACUGCACUGGUUCCUUGUGCAAAGCCACUGCUUUUCUCUUUCCCAAGACAGCUUUUGAUUUCCUGACAAAUGUGGCUACUAGUUUGUUUGGUACUCAUGGUUCUCCAUCACCAAGCUCAGUUGUGGUAGAUCCUCAAUAUCAAAUUAUUAUGACGGCAGAAAUGCAGACAUCUGCAGACGAAUUGCCAGAAGAAAAACUGACUGUGGAGCUGGUGGCAAAGAUUGAGAAGCCAAAUCUCUCUUCAGAAGAUAACAUCUCAAAAAGAUUUGAUGUGGUGACUGACUGUUCAGAUCAUCACUUUGUGAAGGAAAGUGGCCAUGAAAAUGUUACAAGAGGUUGGGUGAAGAAGGUCCAACAAGAAUGGACGAUCCUGCAAAAUGAUUUACCAGAUGGUAUUCAUGCAAGAGUUUUUGAGGAAAGGAUGGAUCUUCUGAGGGCUUGCAUUGUUGGGGCAGCUGGAACACCUUAUCAUGAUAAUCUUUUUUUCUUUGAUAUUUUCUUUCCUCCUGACUAUCCCCAUGAACCACCUUCUGUUCACUACCACUCUGGUGGUCUCCGCCUGAACCCGAAUUUGUAUGAGUCGGGAAAAGUAUGCCUCAGCCUUCUGAAAACAUGGACAGGAACUGGUAACGAAGUGUGGAAUCCAGAGAACUCGACUGUUCUUCAACUGCUGUUAUCCCUUCAGGCCCUUGUUCUCAAUGAAAAACCUUAUUUCAAUGAGGCGGGCUAUGACAAAUUUUUGGGGAAGGCUGAUGGAGAGAAGAACUCCAUCACUUACAAUGAGAAUGCUUUCCUGCUGUCAUGCAAAUCCAUGAUGUAUGUUUUGCACAAACCACCAAAGCAUUUUGAGAAGUUGGUCAAGGAGCACUUCACUUGUCGCGCCCCAUGCAUUCUGGAUGCCUGCGAGGCUUAUCUUGGUGGUGAUCUCGUUGGACAUGCACACGACAAAGCAUACAUAUCAGAGGAUGGCAGCAAGAGCUGUUCAACCGGUUUCAAGAUUAUGCUUGGUAAGCUUCUGCCGAAGCUUGCCGCUGCCUUCUCUGAGGCUGGAAUCACCAGCGGCCAGUAAACUAGAGCAAGCCUGCUCCCUACACUGGCUGUAUAUAUAUCCAGCGGCCGGAUUUUAUCCUUUAUCUAAAAAAAGCCUGCUCCCUACAUCAGUAAUGAAAUUGGGACCCUUUAUCAGUAAUUAUUGUGUGUUUGCUGAUGCUUGUGUAUUCCAAAUAAAAUGCUGCCUGGUGUAUGUGUUACUUUUGUGUGUCUUGUAAAUGUGGAACGGUAUAUACGCAUGAUUGCGGAACUGAUAUUGUUAAGCUAAAGGCAGCUCCAGUGUGGAGUGCCUGGGUUUGGGUUGUAAUUCUACAUUGAGACUUGAGAGUGAAAAAUAUGUAAAUGUGUGUUCUUUAAAGGUUUGUCUAAAUUAUUGACAGUGCAGUUGUAUA
Setaria italica (foxtail millet) is the source of this 4382-nucleotide messenger RNA. RefSeq names its product probable ubiquitin-conjugating enzyme E2 24. The coding region runs from base 1385 to 4009 and encodes 874 amino acids. NCBI's taxonomy places the organism in Eukaryota, Viridiplantae, Streptophyta, Magnoliopsida, Poales, Poaceae. The record is from RefSeq and is a predicted model, not a curated record. The transcript is spliced from 11 exons.